This is a messenger RNA of Trichophyton verrucosum HKI 0517, 2298 nucleotides long. RefSeq lists its product as uncharacterized. Gene Ontology annotation, molecular function: hydrolase activity, acting on acid anhydrides, in phosphorus-containing anhydrides; damaged DNA binding; ATP binding. NCBI's taxonomy places the organism in Eukaryota, Fungi, Ascomycota, Eurotiomycetes, Onygenales, Arthrodermataceae. The coding region runs from base 1 to 2298 and encodes 765 amino acids. Gene Ontology annotation, biological process: positive regulation of mitotic recombination; transcription by RNA polymerase II; nucleotide-excision repair. Gene Ontology annotation, cellular component: nucleus. The record is from RefSeq and is a predicted model, not a curated record. The transcript is spliced from 2 exons.
AUGCCCUCUGGGACAGGGAAAACAAUUACUCUACUCGCCCUGAUUGUCGCCUACCAACAACAUUACCCAGAGCAUAGAAAGCUGAUUUACUGUUCCCGAACCAUGUCUGAGAUCGAAAAGGCAUUGAGCGAAUUACGCGCGCUAAUGAAAUAUCGUUCCCAGAAGCUCGGAGUUGUGGAAGAUUUUCGAGCCUUAGGUCUUACAAGCAGAAAGAAUUUGUGUUUGCACCCUUCCGUGAAGCGCGAAAAGAGUGGAGCGGUAGUUGAUGCUCGAUGUCGGAGUCUUACAGCAGGCUUUAUCAAGGAAAAAAAAGAGAAAGGGGAGGACGUUGAGCUCUGCAUAUAUCAUGAGGUCCGCUCCAGCAGUCCAAUCUCAAGGUCUAAAGCUGACUUGUUGCAGAACUUAGACCUUUUAGAACCUAGUAACUUAGUCCCACCAGGGGUUUUUACACUUGAUGGACUCCUUAAAUACGGAGAGCAGCACAAGCAGUGCCCAUAUUUCUCUGCUCGGCGAAUGAUGCCAUACUGCAACGUCAUAAUUUACUCUUAUCAUUAUCUUCUCGAUCCGAAAAUUGCCGAGAGAGUAUCCAAAGAGUUAUCUCGCGAUAGUAUAAUAGUAUUUGACGAGGCACAUAACAUCGAUAACGUUUGUAUCGAAUCUCUGAGCAUUGAUCUCACAGAGGACUCAUUGCGGAAAGCGAGCCGUGGCGCCAACAACCUCGAACGUAAAAUAGACGAUAUGAAGAGUUCGGAUGCUGACAAGCUGCAAAAUGAAUACCAGAAGCUUGUUGAAGGGUUGCGGGAAGCAGACGAGGCAAGAGAGGAGGAACAGCUGAUGGCAAACCCUGUUCUUCCAGAUGAUCUUCUGAAAGAGUCUGUACCUGGAAAUAUCCGUCGGGCUGAACAUUUUGUGGCCUUUUUGAAACGCUUUAUUGAAUACCUAAAAACUCGGAUGAAAGUUACCCAUACAAUCUCGGAAACACCGCUAUCGUUCCUUUCCCAUCUCAAAGAUCUGACGUUUAUAGAACGAAAACCUCUGCGGUUUUGCGCAGAACGACUUACAUCCUUGGUCCGCACACUGGAGCUUGUGAAUAUCGAAGACUACCAACCUCUUCAAGAGGUUGCAACAUUCGCUACGCUUGCUGCAACGUACGAAAAAGGCUUUCUACUCAUUCUUGAACCCUUUGAAUCGGACACGGCAACCGUUCCCAAUCCGAUUUUACAUUUUACUUGCCUGGAUGCAGCUAUAGCCAUAAAACCUGUGUUCGACAGGUUUAGCUCAGUCAUUAUAACUUCUGGAACACUUUCUCCUUUGGAGAUGUAUCCAAAGAUGCUAGGAUUUGAUGCUGCCCUACAGGAAUCCUACAGUAUGACCCUUGCCCGCCGCUCUUUUUUACCAAUGAUUGUUACUCGGGGCUCCGAUCAAGCACAAAUAUCAUCAUCGUUCCAAAUACGCAACGAUCCAGGAGUUGUUAGAAAUUAUGGCAACAUGCUCCUUGAGUUUUGCCGUAUUACCCCCGAUGGGGUUGUUGUGUUCUUCCCAUCAUACCUCUACAUGGAGUCUAUAAUCAGUAUGUGGCAGGGGAUGGGGAUUCUAGACUCUGUCUGGAACUAUAAGUUGAUUCUCGUGGAAACACCCGAUUCUCAGGAGUCGUCGCUUGCUCUUGAAACCUAUCGUACUGCAUGUUGCAAUGGUCGUGGUGCUGUACUCCUGUGUGUUGCCCGAGGAAAGGUUUCUGAGGGAAUUGAUUUCGACCAUCAUUAUGGACGAACUGUCCUUUGUAUUGGUGUUCCGUUUCAAUAUACAGAAUCCCGAAUCCUGAAAGCUCGUCUCGAGUUCUUACGAGAAAACUACCGUAUACGCGAGAACGAUUUUCUCUCUUUCGACGCACUUCGACAUGCUGCGCAGUGCCUUGGACGUGUCCUUCGUGGAAAGGAUGAUUACGGAGUCAUGGUACUUGCUGACCGUAGAUUCCAGAAAAAACGAAACCAAUUGCCUAAAUGGAUAAGCCAGGCCAUGCUUGAGAGUGAAACGAAUUUAAGCACUGAUAUGGCUGUUGCAACGGCGAAGAGUUUCUUGAAGUCAAUGGCACAGCCUUUUAAAGCAAAGGACCAGGAAGGUAUUUCAACAUGGAGCUUGGAAGACCUAAAGCGUCAUCUGGAGAAACAGAAGCAAGAGAUAGAAAAGACACAGGGGAAUAAAAUGGCGUGGGAUGCAACCAACACGGGAAUAGCCGAUACUGCCAUUGUUGAUGACGACGAUUUUAAUGAGGACCUUCUCGCAGAACUCGAGUCAUAA